Molecule: messenger RNA, 1116 nt
Organism: Wallemia mellicola CBS 633.66
Lineage: Eukaryota; Fungi; Basidiomycota; Wallemiomycetes; Wallemiales; Wallemiaceae
Exons: 6
Coding region: 1-1116 (371 amino acids)
Biological process (GO): positive regulation of transcription by RNA polymerase II; intracellular iron ion homeostasis; intracellular copper ion homeostasis
Cellular component (GO): nucleus
Molecular function (GO): RNA polymerase II cis-regulatory region sequence-specific DNA binding; DNA-binding transcription factor activity, RNA polymerase II-specific; copper ion binding
Source: RefSeq, a predicted model, not a curated record
AUGAUCGAGAAAUAUAUCGCCAGACUUGCCUUUUUCGGUAACAUCUGGAGAGGCCACAGAUCAUCCUCAUGCACACACGACGAUCGUCCGCUAUUUGAAGUAAAAAGGAAAGGUCGACCGCCUGCGCAAUGUCCAAAAUGUAAGCAAAUACGUAAAAAUGAUAAGGGUAGUAAUGGAUGUAUUUGUCCCUCUGAAAGCACCAUUCUGCCGAAGAAAGAUGGUCCUCCACCACGGAAACUGAAAAAAGGCGAGAGAGCACCACUACCGGAGAAACCACACUAUCCAAAUGGUCUAAAGGAUGCUUAUUCUACUCUCGUACCUCUGCCAACCGCAAACAAAGGUGAACCCAGCACAGUCAGUUUGGAGAGGCUCAUGAAUCCUUGUAAAUGUAAGGUUGGUGGGCGGUGUAACUGCUCAGCUAAAAAGAGAGAAAUUCUUAACGAUAUGCUGCCCUCAAUCACUGACGUCAUUGGUAAAUGUGCUUGUGGACCAACUUGCGCAUGUCCCGGUUGCUUGACUCAUGGAAAUCCACCUUUACCUCUAGAGGAGGAGAGCGCCACAUGUGGAUGUGACGAAAUUGACGUACAGGGUUUGCUCAACAAAACACAAUGUGGAAAUCUCGAAGAAUUUCUCCAUAAAGCUAGCUCAUUGGUGCCAUACCCACCUCAAGGGUUGAAUUCUACUAUAGAGAGCUACGUUGAUGGUAAGGCUUUUGGUUUGCAGUCAUGGCAGCAACUCUACGAUCCCCGGAAUAAAGGCAUCACGAGACUUCCACCUCUCGAAACGGAGUGUUGUGGUGGUAGCUGUCAAUGUCAAGAGCAUGGUGUUGAUUGCGAAGCAGACAAGAAGUCCAAAGCUGAUUUAAUGCCUCCACCACCACCUAUCAUGCGAACUUCGACUCAGGAAGGUAGUAGCUGCUGUUCGAAAGGAAAUAACGACAGCGGCGAGAAUAAUAACGGGUUUAUGUCCCCAACGACACUGACAAAAGCUAUAUCGCAACCGAAUGGGUUGAAAAUACCUCAGCAGUUGGUUUCACCUCCGACGCCGAACAAUCAUUGGUUUCCAAAGUUUAUACCACAGGAAAACAAGCAGGAUAGCUUCCUUGAAUUUCUAUAG